This is a messenger RNA of Leguminivora glycinivorella, 1897 nucleotides long. It is a transcript of the gene Ns1, whose product is annotated as guanine nucleotide-binding protein-like 3 homolog. Gene Ontology annotation, cellular component: nucleolus. Gene Ontology annotation, molecular function: GTP binding. NCBI's taxonomy places the organism in Eukaryota, Metazoa, Arthropoda, Insecta, Lepidoptera, Tortricidae. The record is from RefSeq and is a predicted model, not a curated record.
CACAUGUGCAUGCUUUCUUUUGGCAACAUGUCAGUUGCCGAGUGGAAUAAAUAAAAAUUCGUCCUCAAUAUUUAUUAUAUAAACUACUUUUAGUAGGAGUUAAACAAUAAGCAAACAAGUUCUUGUAUAUAAUAAUGGCAAAGUUCAAAUUGAAAAAGCCUUCCAAAAGGCAACCAGCCCGCCUGCGCUACAAAAUAGAGAAAAAAGUAAAAGCACACAACAGAAAACAGAAAAAAGAGGCAAAGAAGAGUAACAAAUCUAAAAAGCCUAAACCUGUUCAGAUUCCAAAUGUGUGUCCAUUCAAAGAAGAUAUCUUGAAAGAAGUUGAGGCGGUCAAGAAACACAAAGAAGAAGAAAAGCAGAAGAGAAAAGAGUUGGCAAAGUUAGAGAAACAAAAGAAAUUGGAGGAGAAACAAAACAGCAAAGUCAGCAUAAAUUCUUUGGUAGCAAAUGCUGAAGCGCGUGGCAAAGUCCAUGAUGUCUUCAAGGGCGGUGAAGAAAAUGAUGAUGUGGAAUUUGGUAAAGACAGGAGACAAGAGAACUCAUUGAAGACCUACUACAGGGAGUUUAAGAAGGUCAUAUCUGAAGCUGAGGUCAUCUUAGAAGUGGUGGAUGCGAGAGACCCUUUGGGAACUCGCUGCACACAAGUAGAAGAGGCAGUCAGAGACGCCGGCAAGCGUCUAGUACUAGUUCUCAACAAGGCGGACUUAGUGCCCAGAACCAACCUCUCAGCUUGGCUCAAGUACCUUCGCCGUUCCGCCCCAGCCGUGCCCUUUAAGGCGUCAACACAGGACCAGCAACAUAACCUGGGAAGAAGGAAAAUGAAACAUAUUGUUAAAGAGAAGGAGAUGAAAGGAGGAGCAUGCGUCGGUGCCGAGUUGCUGAUGAGUCUCCUGGGAAACUACUGCCGCAAUAAGGGCAUCAAGACCUCCAUCACAGUGGGUGUGGUGGGUCUGCCCAAUGUUGGGAAAAGCUCCAUCAUCAACAGUCUGAACCGUUCCAAGGCGUGCAAUGUGGGCAGCACUCCUGGGGUCACUAAACAAAUGCAGACCGUCCAACUAGACUCAAAGAUCAAGAUCCUGGACAGCCCGGGCAUAGUGUUCACUGCCGGAGCAGAGAGUGACUCCUCUGUGGCGCUCAAGAAUGCCAUCCGAGUUGGCAGCCUUAAGGACCCUGUGACUCCGGCCACGGCUAUACUACAGCGAGCCAACAAAGCCACUCUUGUGGACCUGUAUAUGAUACCAGAGUUUAGCACACCACAGGAAUUCUUCGCGUCGGUGGCGUCGCGUAUGGGUCGCUACAAAAAGGGCGGCGUGCCUGACCAGGAUGCGGCCGCCAGGAUCUUGCUCAACGAUUGGAAUACUGGCAAGGUCCGCUACUACACCGAGCCACCAGAGACGAUGGAGUCAGAAAUCCACGUGGACGCCAAAAUCGUCUCCGCCGCUGCUGCGGAGUUCGAUAUAAACGCCUUUGAGGCAAUGGAAACUGAGGUCAUGGAUGCACUCAACAAUGGCAACACCACUGAAGCUAUUAAGAUCACCAGCACCGGCCCAGUCAAAGCCCUAGACGAAAUGCAAGUCGACGAGGACGAAUCGAGUCUACUCCCAAAGACCCUCAACAUACGUUCCAAGUUAAAUAAAGAUCAUUCAGAAGCCAAACGUGCCAAAGUCGACCCAGAAAUGCUUCUAGAGGGCAACACCAAGUUAAACAAACUAAGAAAACAACAGUUUAAAAAAGAUAAGAAGAAACACGCAAGGAACGAAAAGGUGGCUGUCAAUCUAGCGGGUGUACUAGAAAAUGUCACUUUAACGUCUUUUAAGAAUAAGAAGGACGAUUAUAACUUUAAAGAGGACUUUGAUAUGUAAUAACUUUGAAUAAAAGUUAAGUUGUAUUCAAA